Megalops cyprinoides (Indo-Pacific tarpon) is the source of this 6029-nucleotide messenger RNA. It is a transcript of the gene erbb2, whose product is annotated as erb-b2 receptor tyrosine kinase 2. Bases 394 to 4227 code for a protein of 1277 amino acids. Gene Ontology annotation, molecular function: transmembrane receptor protein tyrosine kinase activity; ATP binding. Lineage: Eukaryota; Metazoa; Chordata; Actinopteri; Elopiformes; Megalopidae. The record is from RefSeq and is a predicted model, not a curated record. Gene Ontology annotation, biological process: multicellular organism development; positive regulation of MAPK cascade; positive regulation of kinase activity. The transcript is spliced from 27 exons. Gene Ontology annotation, cellular component: signaling receptor complex; basal plasma membrane.
UUCAGACGCUCACCUAUAUUUAUGUUAAACUGCACUCGAAAGUGCAGUAAAAGGAAAUGGUGAAGAAUAAUGAGUCAUAAAUACAUUGCGUAGCUAGCUUCCAGACUUAAUGACUUUUUGACUAGACUGAGGCGGGCUGAGAGUCAUUCUGCCCCCAACUGCCACUCCCCACCCUGGCCUGUGACGGGAGCGCGCUUUGCGUUAUGCUACGGUUUACUGCCAAGCCACAGACAACGCUGAGGUUGUGAAUCUCGGAGAGGAAGUUGCUCGGAUUUACAAACAACUAUAAAAGGAAAAAAAAUAAACUACUGGAAUCAACUUUUUUGAAGUACUCUUCGUGCCGUGGAACAAGUUACAACAGUAACUAUGGAGUAAUGGUCUGCGGCACAAACGAUGGAGACGGCGAGAAGUUUGCUCUUUCUCGGGGCCGUACUAGUUGGAGUUCAGAGCGCAGUGAGUAGAGAAGUAUGCCUAGGCACAGAUAUGAAGCUGGUGCUGCCAUCCAGCCUGGACAACCAUUAUGAGAUGCUGCGGCUGCUCUACACUGGAUGCCAGGUGGUGCAUGGCAAUCUGGAGAUCACUCACCUACAUGGGGAACCUGACCUUAGCUUUCUCCAGGGGAUUGUCGAGGUGCAGGGGUACGUCCUGAUAGCCCAUGUAUCGGUGAGCACAGUGCCUCUGGACAACCUGCGCAUCAUCAGGGGCAGCCAGCUCUACAACUCCAGCUACGCCCUGGCUGUGGUGGACAACACGGCAAGCGCAGCUGCAGGCACAGGGGGGGCAGGACUGAAGGAGCUACGCAUGAGGAACUUGACGGAGAUCCUGUUUGGAGGGGUAUACAUUUGGGGGAACCCCCAGUUGUGCUUUCCAAACCCCCAGCAGAUCCAGUGGAAUGACACUCUUGAUGAGCAGAACACCCAGAAGCACCUGCACCUGCAACAGCAGCCUUCACAUUGCCCAGGCUGCUCCUCCGCAUGCAGGACCCGGGGCUGCUGGGGGAAGACUGACCAAGACUGUCAGACCUUGACUCACAACUGUGCAUCAGGGUGUUUGCGCUGUAAAGGCCCCCUGCCCAAUGACUGCUGUCAUAAGCAGUGUGCUGCUGGUUGCACUGGGCCCAAGGACACCGACUGCCUGGCCUGUCGUCACUUCAAUGACAGCGGAACGUGUAAGGACAGCUGCCCACCCCCCACCAUCUAUGACCCUGUCACCUUCCAGUCCAAACGUAACAAGGACAAAAAAUUCAGCUUCGGUGCCACCUGUGUGAAGGAGUGUCCACAUAACUACCUGGCCAUGGAGGUUGCCUGCACCAUGGUGUGCCCCAAAGCCAACCAAGAGGUCAUUGUAACCCAGCCUAAUGGCCAAGAGACUCAGAUCUGUGAAAAGUGUGAUGGAGAAUGUCCCAAAGUGUGUUACGGUUUAGGCAUGGGCAGUUUGCAGGGUGUGCUUGCGGUCAACUCCUCCAACAUUGACCUCUUCUCUGGCUGCAAGAAGAUCUUCGGCAGUCUGGCCUUCCUCCCUGAGACCUUCCAGGGAGCCUCAGCCACCAAUACCUCAGCUCUUGACCCCAGCAAGCUCAAGGUGUUUGAAAGUCUGAAGGAAAUCACAGGUUAUCUGUACAUAGAGGCUUGGCCAGGGAACUGGUCUGAUCUCAGUGUGUUUAAGAACCUGGAGGUGAUCAGGGGAAGAAUGCUCUACAGAGGCGUGUUCUCACUCGGCGUGCAGUCUCUGGAGAUCGAGUCCCUAGGGCUGCGCUCUCUGCGCAGCGUCAGUGGAGGCCUUGUUCUCGUGCAUGGCAAUCCCCGUCUGUGCUACACCACUUCACUGUCAUGGAAGACAGUCCUGUACCCUGCCCAGGGACCCCACCUCAUUGGCAAAGAUAACCGCAGCCCGGAGGAAUGCGAUGCAGAGGGGCAUGUCUGUCACCCCCUUUGUAAGGAUGGGAAGUGUUGGGGGCCGGGACCGAGCCAGUGUGUGUCCUGUGUUAAAUACCAGCGUGGGACGGAGUGUGUGGAGGAGUGCAACGUCCUGCAGGGGUCUGAACGGGAGUACACUGAUGGGUCCCUCUGCCUCCCCUGUCACCCUGAGUGUCAUCCCAUGAAUGGCUCUGCCUCCUGUGAUGGCCAGGGGGCGCACCAGUGCAAGGAGUGUCUCCACCACCAGGAUGGGGAGGUGUGUGUCCCACGUUGCCCCAGUGGUGUGAAGGAGGAGCACCACACCAUCUGGAAAUACGCCAAUGCCACGGGGCACUGCCUCCCCUGUGGCACCAACUGCACACACUCGUGUACUCAGAUGGAUCAGAGAGGCUGUCCUAUUCACCAGAAGACAGGGCCAGCAACCUCGAUCGCCGCGGCAGUGGGCGGAGUGGUGCUCUUCUUCAUCCUGGUGGCCCUGCUGGUGUUCUACCUGCGCAGACAAAGACACCUGAGGAGGAAGGAGACGAUGAGGAGGAUUCUGCAGGAGCAUGAGCUGGUGGAGCCGCUGACACCCAGUGGUGCCGUGCCCAACCAGGCCCAGAUGCGCAUCCUGAAGGAGACGGAGCUGAAGAAGCUGCGUGUGCUAGGCUCUGGGGCCUUCGGGACUGUAUACAAGGGUGUGUGGGCUCCAGACGGGGAGAACGUGAAGAUCCCGGUGGCAAUCAAGGUGUUGCGGGAGAAUACCUCGCCCAAGGCCAAUAAGGAGAUCCUGGAUGAAGCCUAUGUGAUGGCAGGUGUGGCCAGCCCCUAUGUCUGCCGUCUUCUGGGCAUUUGCCUGACCUCCACAGUACAGCUGGUCACUCAGCUUAUGCCAUACGGCUGUCUGCUGGACUACGUGCGUGAGAACAGGGACCGCAUCGGCUCCCAGUUCCUGCUGAACUGGUGUGUGCAGAUUGCCAAGGGGAUGAGUUACCUGGAGGAUGUGCGGCUUGUCCACCGUGAUCUGGCUGCCCGCAACGUGUUGGUGAAGAACCCCAACCACGUCAAGAUCACAGACUUCGGCCUGGCACGCCUGCUGGACAUUGAUGAGACCGAGUACCAUGCCGAUGGGGGAAAGGUGCCCAUCAAGUGGAUGGCUUUGGAGUCUAUCCUUCAGAGGAGAUUCACACACCAAAGUGACGUCUGGAGCUACGGGGUGACAGUAUGGGAACUGAUGACAUUCGGGGCCAAGCCAUAUGAUCAGAUCCCAGCCAGGGACAUCCCAGAUGUCCUGGAGGGUGGAGAGAGGUUGCCCCAGCCUGCCAUCUGCACCAUCGAUGUCUACAUGAUCAUGGUCAAGUGCUGGAUGAUUGAUCCGGAGAGCCGGCCCAAGUUCCGCAAACUGGUGACGGAGUUCAGCAACAUGGCCAGAGACCCUCCCCGAUACGUGGUCAUCCAGAAUGAUGAACAGAUGAGUCUCUCCACUCCUGUGGACAGCCAGUUCUUCCGCAUGCUGAUGGAGGAGGAAGGGGCGGACGUGCGCGACUUGCUGGAUGCUGAGGAGUACCUGGUUCCCCAGCCCGGCUUCUUCAGACCACAGGGGGAUGGAGCCAGCAACUGCCCCUCCAGACACCACUCACACAGGAGCACAGAGCAGGGUCUGGAUGGUGAUGCCUUGACAGGAGGGAGGAGCAUCUAUGCAUCAGUCAGCACCCUGGGGCGGAGUCAGUACCCAACUCUGCCCAUGGGAGCCACCGGGAAUGGCCCGUGGGGGUCCCAGUAUCCCGCCCUGGCCCGCAGCAUAUCCCAUCGCUCGACAGGGGGGCAGUCAGAUUCCGUCUUCUUGGAUGCAGGGCCAGAGAACAGUGUCCCACCCAGCAGUCCGGGGCGAUACUGUGAGGACCCUACACUAGCGAACGGGAAUGACAGUGACCUGGAGACUGAUGGUCCAACUCAGCCCCUCGCACACACCCUCCCUCGAGGAGCCCACGCUCAGCCUGAGUACGUAAACCAAGGGGUAGUGGAUGGCAGAGCUGGGAUGGCUGAGCGCCCCAGCACCCUGCCCCGUAAGGUGUCUGGGGGUGUGCGACGGCUCCAUAAUGGUCUGGGGCCUGGAAACAGUGUGGAGAACCCAGAGUACCUCGUCCCAAUUGGCAGCACCUCCCCUGCCUUCGACAACCCUUACUACCUGGACCUGGACGCAAAGGCCAGGGCAGAACAAGGAGGACUGGCCCCUCCACGGCUCACCAACGGCUUUGUCACACCCACGGCCGAGAACCCUGAGUACCUGGGGCUGGCGGACACCUGGAGCGGACAAAGAGAGCACACCUGAAAACGCCAGGGUGACCGGAGACGAGAGAGAGUGAGAAUGAGAGAGAGAGUGAGAGUGAGAGUGAGAGAGUGGAAGAAAACUAUUUGCUAAAGAAAGCAGGUACUACUGUAUUGCCAGUGGCGAUCAGGUGACCCUGUCUGCUCCCUUCCUGCCCCACUCAUCCUUUACAUCUGCCUGCUCAUGCACCACAUUCACUGAGAUUAGAGGCCGUCCCUCGAGCAUGAAGAGACGGCAGUCUGUUUUCACCCUGUCAUCGUCACUAAUGGAGGUAGGCAGAAGAGGCAGUGCCACUGUCAGACUGAGAGAGGUUCCACAGCCUGGUUCUGUGGGUAAGGUACAGUUUGUGGCAGCUCUUACCCAGGAAGGUGGGGCAUACCCCGUGUGAUGUGUCCUGUGGGUUGCGGUCAGUGGCCCUGCUCGCUCCACCCACUUUAUCACAUAACACUAUGUAGCAUUUCCAUGAGGAAUGUCAUGGACAGCUAGAAGAAGUAUGUGAAGAAUCUGCUUUUAUGUGAUCCUCAGAGACUUGCUAUACAGAGCUGUGACGUCUCACAAGCUGCAGACUUUGAACAAAGGAAAGGUGGAAACCUUCUCUGGAACCUUUGCCUACAAACUUUGCUCAUGAAAUGAAUGGACUAGCAAAUGUUUCCCCAGCAUUAUCACAAUGUCAGAAUGUUAGGAUGUCAGAGAAGCUGCACAAAUGAUUGUAACUCUCAUUCAAAGAGAUUUUUAUCCAAAUAUUUACACUGGACAAUUAAGAAGGACAUGAAAUAGAGGGAUGUUGCCUGCAGUUUCUUUUAAAUGAUGUCACUAUAGGUAAUUAUACACACGUGGUGACAUGAUUUUUAAAAAAUAUUUCAGUACAUUAUUUCUAAAGACAAAUCACUAAUGUCUACGGCUUUGAAUAUGUUUGCAAUCCUGAGUAACUACUAGUAAGUAGUAACUACCGUCAUGCUUAACGUGCAGGUUGUCCUGUUCGAGACCUGCUAAGGAUCCUCAGAGGGAUCAAAGUCCAUUUUGUCAGCAGGAAGCUGUCUUUAAGCCAUCUGGUUCCUACUGGCAUGUGAUCAAAGACAGACUGUGCGUUAGAGUACAGAGCACUUGAGGAAACAGAAUCUUGUUCGAUGUCUGUGUCUUUGUGUUUAUUUAGCUAGUCUGGUAUUAACUCUAAAGGAAGGGCCCCAGGUUUCUCUGGAUGUGUGGAGUUCUCCACAUUUUGGCAAUGCAUGCCAUCUGGGUGGGCUUUGAUGUAGAACUAUAUGUUCAUUUAAAAAAAAAGCCAAAUCAAAAGCAUAACAAAAAUGGAAAUGCAUCCCCAUAGUAAUGAGUCCUAUGGUCAUCCACAUGGGGAUGUGUACUGAAUGGCCAAAGACCCUGAGCUAUGAUGACAAUCAGGGUUACACAUCUAUCCAUGUCAGAGAAGCCUGUGUUCCAGUGUGGUGGGUGGGUAAGCUGAUGUAAUUUAUCCAGAUGUCCUCUAUUAUGAACAAAUGACUGCAGUGUGACAGUACUGCUGUUAUACCACUGAGCAAGGUACUGUGUAACUGGGCCCCAGAGUCUUUGGUAAAUAUAUGUUUUUAAAAAUAUGUUAAAAUGUCAUUUACAUAUAUCCAGAAAUUAGGCAGAAUUCAGCAAAUGGGUUCACCAUGUUGCGGGGUGAUUUUGAGGGUUAAAGAAAGUAUCCCACAGAGUGCAGCACCACUGGUUAAUAGUCAACUCUGGAAUGUAAGGCCUUAAUUGUCAUUUAAAUUGAUGUAGCUAGAAGCAAUUCUGUCAUGUGAAUAGUGCCAUUGUUGACCACA